Messenger RNA from Seriola dumerili (greater amberjack), 4462 nucleotides. RefSeq names its product tripartite motif-containing protein 16-like protein. NCBI's taxonomy places the organism in Eukaryota, Metazoa, Chordata, Actinopteri, Carangiformes, Carangidae. The transcript has 7 exons. The coding region runs from base 15 to 1670 and encodes 551 amino acids. The record is from RefSeq and is a predicted model, not a curated record. Gene Ontology annotation, molecular function: protein binding; zinc ion binding.
CUUCCUCCGCAGACAUGGCAGAGUCUCGAAUUCCUGUGAGAGUUACUCACCUCUGCUGUCGAAUCUGCAGCGAGGUCCUCAGGAAUCCUACGACUAUUCCCUGUGGACACAACUUUUGCGUGCAGUGCAUCUGGGAAUGUUGGGAUAGGAACAAGAGGAACGACCGUCCUUGCAGCUGUCCUGAAUGUGGUCAUGUGUUUCCCUCCACACCCCAGCUGAUCAAGAACACAACUCUAGCUGAGCUGGUGAGAGACACACAAAGGUUGGAUAAUGGCAGUGAGAAAAGGAAGCAGCAGCAUUCAGGGGAGUCCCUCCAUGGCCAGAAGAGACGCCGGAGCUGUACAGAAACAUCUGGAAGCACUUUGUGCUGGAGGCACAGCAGCCCCCUGGAUCUUUACUGCUGCAGCGAUGAGGAGAUCAUCUGUGCAAUCUGUGCUUCAACUCAGCAUGGAGGACACCGAAUCGGCUGUGUGGGAGAGGAACGGAGGAGGAGACAGGAGGAGCUGAAGAACAUGCAGACAAAAUCCAAACAGAUUCUCCACAAACAAAAGAAGAAAUGGAAGAACUUGAGGAACAUCCUCGAACAGAUUCAGGAGGAGGCGAGACAAACGGAGGACUACUGUGAAGGCGUGGUGGUCAGCAUCAUCAACUCCCUCCAGAGACAUUACCAGUCAGUGAAGGAGCUGAUUGGAGCUCAGCAGGAGACCGCCACAGCUCAGGUCCACAGCUCCAUACAGAGCCUGAAGGCGAAGAUGGAGGAGAUGAAGAAGAGGGAUGCUGAGCUGGAUCAUCUAGCGCAGACUGACAGUGAUGUCCAUUUCCUGCAGCAAUGGCUGUCACUGCAGCGUCUCUGUGAGAAAGAGCAUCUCCACCCUCUGCAUGAGGUUUCAGAGGAUCCACGCCUCCCCUUUGAGUUCACAAAGAGAGCUGUUGAACAGAUCGGGAGGCAGCUCGAGGAAUUUUGCGCCAAAGAGUUUGCCUCUAUUUCUGAAACUACUGAGAGUGGAGUGGGCGGUGACAUGCAGGAAGGAUGUGAAGAAAGUGUCUCGCAGUCCCAAGCAGUUUUCUCUGGAGUUAGCAGCACUCUGACAGAAGAGAUCGUGGAGCCGACAACCAGAGCAGAGUUUCUGCAUUAUGCAUGUAAGCUUUCCCUGGACCCCAUCACCGCUCACAAGGACCUGGUUGUUUCUGAGGGGGGCAAAGAGGUGAAGCUGAGGCCUCCUCAGCCAUUCAGGAACCUAACUCCUUGUUACCCGCAGAGGUUCAGCCACCGACGGCAGCUGCUGUGCAGGGAAGGACUGCAGGCCGAGCGCUGCUACUAUGAGAUAGAGGUAGAAGGGAGCAAGGCUGAGAUCGCCCUUGCCUACAAAGGAAUAGUCAGAAAAUCCCGCACUACACUGUCAGCUUUUGGGGGCAAUGAAAAUUCCUGGAGUCUUGAUCGAUCCAAACACUACUCUGUGAGUCACAAAGGUGACAGCAUCCAGCUCACAGCGCCCCCCAGCCAUCACAGGAUCGGGAUUUAUCUGAAAUUCAAAGAAGGAACUCUGUCAUUCUACGAGGUGUCAGACAGUAUGAACUUUCUUUACAAGGUUGAAGCCACGUUCACAGAGCCGCUGUAUCCAGGCUUCUGGCUCGGAGAGAAAUGUUGCAUCAGGAUCUGUGAUCUGUGAUUAUAAAUGACUGAGAGGUUCACAGACAGCCUGUGUCGGUUUGAAGGGAAAUUUAACUUAAACAAAGCUAAAACUUCUUGUUUCUGAAAGUGUGUCUCACACAUGGUCAUGGCUGAAUUUCCUUCUUAUUUGUAGUCUUUGUAUUUUUGAGGCUCAGUUACAUGUAGACUUAUACAGUUACCUCAUUCUAGUUUGUAUUAAGCAGCAGACUUCCUUUGACCUUCCCAGAUUUUGAUAACAUUUCUAACUGUGCCACAUUUCCAUGUAAUGAAACAAUUCUGAAUCAGAAAAAUUCUGAAAUCCAACAGCAGCUUGUCCACUCUUUAUUAUUAAUACUUCUGGUGAUGCUCACAUUUUUUUUAAUAAUUGUCAGUAUCGUACAAUCAUAAUAUGACUGAAGAAGGAGAAAGAGAGAAGCUGUAAAGGGACAUUUCUAAACGUGUCUCCUGUACAGACAGUGCUUGAAACGUGUGCUCAAUAAGGCCCUGCACUCACAGGUAAUAAGAAGGAAUCUACACACCAAUACACAGUACCCCCGCACACACACACACACACACACACACACACACACACACACACAUACAUAUGCACACACUUGUAUAUACACGAAACAAACUCCAGCACUUGAAAGGAAGAGUCUUACUAUCCCUUUGGUAAUAGGAGGUGGAUCCUAAUCUUUGCUAUUAACUGACAAUUUUUCUGAUUAUUCUGCAUUUUAAAUAACCUGAUAUUGCUUUUAUACUGACCUUGAAUUUACUUCCAUGAGGACAACAAAACAAUUGCUAUGUUUUUUUUGUUUUUUUUUGCGGUCCUAGUGAAAAAGUGCAUCAAUCACAUUCAUUAUAACUUUAUGUUACACUAACUGCUAAAACAGUUUGUUUUUAAGACAUUGAUAUACAUCACAUGAAUAAAAUCUAUCUUCAGAAUAAUUUGGUUACACAAGAUUAUUUACAGACUUUAACAACAUCUCUAAAUGACACACCCUCAGCAGGAAGUACCUGCCUCAGAAACACAAGAAACACAAGAAACAAAACAAGACUUAAAGUUCAUAGCCACACUAGUGGUUCUAAGAGAGUGUAACAUUAACUACACAGCAGAAAACAACAUUUCUGAAUGGAUGAAUAAUUUGGGGGCUAAGCUGCAAAGCUGUGUAGGCACCCAUUGUGUUUCUAUCUUUUCUGCUUGAUCUUUUCUUCUUCUGCCAUGUCUAUGGCAGACCCCUAGAACCGCAUGGUAAAAACAUUUUGAAAUUUGGCACACUGAUUAGAGACACUCCUGCAUCAAUUUCCGCCAUAUUGGAUUUUCAAGUCAUAUCUCAGCAACGCUUUUACGUAUGAAAACCAAACUUCAUACAUGAACUCAGAGUAUUUUUCAGCAACAGUUUGUAUGUAUCCAGACCAAACUUGGUACAUGGUCUUGGGAACCCAUUUCGAGGAAGCCCAAAAUCAUUGGUGUCAUGUGGCCUCUAGGAGGCACUGCAUUAAGUAAAAAUAUGUUAUGGCUAAUAUUUUCUUUGCCUUCAAAAUACAAUUCUUGACUCUGGUAUAACUGUCAAGGGUAAUGAGUCUCAGAAAGGUCACAGUCUGAACCCUGCUGCACAACAGUUUUAUGAACUAUUUCUGUGCAACAUUUCGAUCAAUCAUGUUUACAAGUGUUCACGUUAUGGGACAUCUUAACAUGCCAGCUGUAAGUCUUCUUGUGGUAUAGCUUCUCACUCAUGACUGGAGAUCCCAGCUGUCUUAGUCAACAAACACUAACAAAACAAAAUAGAAAGACACAAGGGUUUCUUUAAAGAAUGUCAUAGUGCCUAGCAAGAAGUUGUUGGCUAAAAAACACUAUGGCUACUAAACAGGAAUGUGAGCGGCACGUGUGAAAGUUUAAAAUACUAUGCUUGUUCAAUGCAGCACUAUAUAUUUUUUUAAAUUUCUGUGUUUAAUCACCUUUUGCAAUGGACUUUGCUGGCACUUCUAUACUAUUUAGCACCAAGUUGGAUAUAUUGGAGCUUUCAGGAAAAUUCAACUUUCCCAGUUGUAUGACUUAGAUGAUGACAGGAAAGAUACAUAAAAGUGCGAAACUGGUGAUUACAGUAUCUCCAAUAUGACAUGAAUGUGGCAUUAAGCUCAGCUGGGCUUUGAGCAGAAUGCUAGUUAGCAUAUUAACGCACAUGCUAGCAGCAAUUGAAUGUGUUGCUCACAUUUUCUAUAUAAUAUUUACCAUGUUUGCUUGUUAGUACAGAAGCAUGUUUAGCAUGUACUUUUCAGCAUGUUAGUCUGUUUUGUGUACAGUUAGCAAGAAAAACCUGCCUCUUUAGCAUAUUAGCAUGCUAUAUUAGCAUACAUCUGAAAGUAUAGCUGAGGCUGACUGGAAUUAUUUUUAGAGGUAUCCUGUGAUGAAAUAAAUUGUUGGACAAGAGGAAAUUUUAACAGCAUUUUGUGGUAAACUACUAGUGUGGCUACAAACAAGUAGACCAGUACAGCUAAAGUGGAGACAGAUGAGCGGACAUCACCUAACAUGAGGUGCAGCCACAACACACACAACCAGCUGCUGCCAAUACAAAGACUACACAGAGAUCACACAUCACCUCCACCCACCAGCAGCUUUUUCACAUCCCACAACAAGAAUGAAUUACACAAACUACAAAAUAGAUUAGUCUUCAAAUAUACAGUUUCAGUAAGCAUCACACAAGAUGAAAAUAUACAGUAUUUACUGGUCACUUUUAAAAGAUAAAUUUUUGUUAUUCAUCAGACCUACAUACACUGCAAAUAUACAGGAAUAUAAAUAUCAAUUUUUAC